Oryzias melastigma (Indian medaka) is the source of this 1257-nucleotide messenger RNA. It is a transcript of the gene ppt1, whose product is annotated as palmitoyl-protein thioesterase 1 (ceroid-lipofuscinosis, neuronal 1, infantile). The transcript has 10 exons. Gene Ontology annotation, biological process: receptor-mediated endocytosis; protein depalmitoylation. Gene Ontology annotation, molecular function: palmitoyl-(protein) hydrolase activity. The record is from RefSeq and is a predicted model, not a curated record. NCBI's taxonomy places the organism in Eukaryota, Metazoa, Chordata, Actinopteri, Beloniformes, Adrianichthyidae. Gene Ontology annotation, cellular component: lysosome. Bases 211 to 1125 code for a protein of 304 amino acids.
CUAACUGACCAAGUUAGCUUGAAGUUCCAGCCCCGCCCCCUAAUGAGGACCCUCCCCUUUCAUUUGAUUGGCUCUCUGCUCCAAACACCAAAUCACGUGACAAGCAGUCGACCGGCCAAGCAGGAAGAAAGUAAGACGAGGAGCAACAGAAAGAAAUCCCACCGUUUCAGAUCUGACUUGAAUCAAGUGAGAAGAGGAAAGUGAGUCAGGAUGGCUGCCCUCCUCCUGUUCAGUCUCCUGCUGGCUGCUCCGGUCCUCCUGGUGGCGUCCGGCCCGGCUCCCGGCUCCACCAACAACACGGUGCCUCUGGUUCUGUGGCACGGGAUGGGCGACAGCUGCUGCAACCCGCUCAGCAUGGGCGCCAUAAAGAAGAUGAUCGAGCAGGAGAUCCCUGGCAUCUAUGUGCUGUCGCUGAUGAUUGGGAAAAAUGUGGUGGAGGACACAGAGAAUGGGUUUUUCCUGGACGUGAACCAUCAGGUAUCGAUGGUGUGCAGUCAGCUGGCUCAGGACCCAAAGCUGCAGGGGGGGUACAACGCCAUGGGCUUCUCACAGGGGGGGCAGUUCCUGAGAGCCGUGGCUCAGCGAUGUUCCUCCCCACCAAUGAAGAAGCUGAUCUCUGUUGGGGGCCAGCACCAAGGUGUGUACGGGCUGCCCAGGUGUCCCGGCGAGAGCUCCCACGUGUGCGACAUGAUCCGCGAGGCUCUGAACAGGGGGGCGUACAGCGACCUGGUGCAGAAGCACCUGGUGCAGGCCCAGUACUGGCACGACCCUCUCAAUGACAACCUCUACAAGAAGCACAGCGUGUUUCUGGCAGACAUCAACCAAGAGAGGACCGUAAACGAGACGUACAAGAAGAAUCUCCAGCAGUUAGAGAAGUUUGUGAUGGUCAAGUUUCUGCAGGACUCGGUGGUGGAUCCCGUCGACUCUGAGUGGUUCGGCUUCCUGAAAACAGGCCAGGCCAAAGAGACGGAGACUCUGCAAGAGAGCGACCUCUACAAACAGGACCGGUUGGGCCUCGCUGCCAUGGACAAAGCCGGAAAGCUGGUCUUCCUGGCCACCGAGGGAGACCAUCUGCAGUUCUCCAAGGAAUGGUUUGACGCCAACCUGCUGCCGUACCUGAGGUAGUGGUGCACGGACCCGCCCCCUCCACCCGCCAUGACCUCCCUCCUCCUCUCGCCGCUUUAACAGAUCAAACUUUUCUAACACAAUAAAACGUCUCUGCUGUGAAUCUGAUCAAUAAAAGACACAAACUCUGAA